Molecule: messenger RNA, 2390 nt
Organism: Physella acuta
Lineage: Eukaryota; Metazoa; Mollusca; Gastropoda; Physidae
Product: urocanate hydratase
Biological process (GO): L-histidine catabolic process
Molecular function (GO): urocanate hydratase activity
Source: RefSeq, a predicted model, not a curated record
CCGAAUUCAACCAAGUUGUCCAUUAUCCACGCAUAAAAAAACUCGAUUAGAAGAGUUCAGCUCACAAGCUACACACCACACGGAUAAACACGAUUCGAAUUGUUAAACUGACACACUACACAUCUUGAACUGGGUCACGUGUCUUCAUAACCAUCAUUUUAACGCCAAGAGAAUGUUGACCCUGAAGGAACUGUGUGCGGGCCUGCCCCUGGCACCGAUACCAGAGCUGACCCCCCGGGAUGAGAGCGUCCCUCACGCGCCCACUAGACUACAGGAACUCACUCUAGCUGAGGAGAAGCUGGCCGUACAGAACGCCCUGCGGUACUUCCCAUCCGAACACCACGAGCUUCUAGCGACAGAGUUCGCCAUCGAGCUCAGAACGUAUGGCCACAUCUACAUGUACAGGUUUAGGCCCAACAUUCACAUGAGAGCGUACCCUAUAUCUGAAUACCCGGCCAAGUGUACGGCGGGUGCUGCCAUCAUGCAUAUGAUUAUGAACAACCUUGACCCCACUGUGGCCCAGUUUCCGCAUGAGCUGGUCACUUAUGGAGGAAAUGGCCAAGUGUUUUCUAACUGGGCACAGUUCUGGCUGGUGAUGCACUACCUCUCCGAGCUGACGGAGGAGCAGACGCUGGUCAUGUACUCGGGUCACCCCAUGGGGCUGUUCCCGAGCUUGGUCAGCUCCCCACGACUGGUCAUCACUAACGGAAUGAUGGUGCCGAACUACUCAAGCCGUGAGAUGUACGACAAGCUGUUCUCCCUUGGUGUGACGCUAUAUGGGCAGAUGACAGCCGGUAGCUACUGCUACAUCGGUCCUCAGGGGAUCGUGCAUGGUACCACGUUGACUAUAUUAAAUGCUGCAAGGAAAAACCUCCACACCAACGACCUAUCUGGGAAGGUGUUCGUGAGUGCUGGACUGGGUGGGAUGAGUGGGGCUCAAGCGAAGGCUGCGGUCAUCUCUGGGUGUGUGGGCGUCAUAGCAGAGGUCAGCGAAGAAGCCCUCCUAAAACGGUACAACCAAGGCUGGGUCAUGGAGCUGGCUGAGGAUCUGGACAACCUCGUAGCUCUACUGAGGAACGCCAGGAGACGGAAGAAGCCGGUCAGCAUAGGUUACCAUGGUAACGUCGUUGACGUUUGGGAGCGUCUUGUGAUGGAGUACGAGGCCACUGGUGAACUUCUGGCUGACCUAGGCUCUGACCAAACCUCCUGUCACAACCCCUUCCAGGGCGGCUACUACCCCGUACAGCUCAACUACCAGGAGUCCAGGGACAUGAUGUACCAGGACCCUGGCCAGUUUAAGCUGUUGGUGCAGGAGAGUCUCUGUCGUCAAGUGAAAGCCAUCAACAAGUUGGCGUCACGGGGAAUGUUUUUCUUUGACUACGGCAACGCUUUUCUACUCGAGGCAAGCAGGGCCGGGGCGGACGUUGGCAGGACAGACGGCCUACACGGGACCAAGUUCAGAUACCCUUCUUAUGUUCAGGACAUCAUGGGAGACAUCUUUUCCUUGGGCUUUGGUCCGUUUAGGUGGGUUUGCACUUCGGCUGAUCCCAGCGAUUUAGAGAAAACAGACGCCAUAGCAGCAUCGGUCAUUGAACGCCUAGCAGCCAGUAACAACUCACUAGCAGUACAACAACAGUAUGAAGACAACAUCAAAUGGAUCAAAGAAGCUGGACAACACAAGAUGGUGGUGGGCUCACAGGCAAGGAUCUUGUAUUCUGACCAGGAGGGUCGCACUGCCAUAGCCUUGGCCUUCAAUAAGGCAGUCUCUGAAGGUCACCUCAAAGGUCCAGUGGUCAUCAGUCGAGACCAUCAUGAUGUCAGCGGCACUGACAGCCCCUACAGAGAGACGUCCAACAUUUAUGAUGGCUCGGCUGUUUGCGCAGACAUGGCCAUUCAAAAUGUCAUUGGAGACAGCUUCAGGGGAGCUACUUGGGUGGCAAUCCACAACGGGGGAGGUGUCGGCUGGGGGGAGGUAAUCAAUGGAGGAUUUGGCCUAGUACUUGACGGCUCAGAGGCUGCUGCAAGACAGGCCCAGUGUAUGCUUGCAUGGGAUGUCAGCAAUGGGGUGUCGCGUCGAUGUUGGGCGGGCAAUCAACAUGCUAGAAGCACCAUCCAACAAACCAUGAGGGACAACCCUAAUCUGAGGGUGACGAUUCCUUACGAAAUAGAAGAUACAGAUUUGCUCGACAAGGCUUUGAAUCCAAGCUUUUGAACGUUGAAAUUAAUUUUUUCGCAUGCAAGAUAGAGAAUUAAAUGAGGCCUGAUUUUGAAGUUUUAACUGGCACUACACAAGAACCUGCAUUACAGGGCUUGGAAUCAAAGCUUCUGAACACUGAAAUUAGUUUUUUUUUGUGCUACACAUGCUGCCAUUUCAAUAAAUCCUGUACCAC